This is a messenger RNA of Protopolystoma xenopodis, 1508 nucleotides long. The record is from the annotation of a GenBank genome assembly. NCBI's taxonomy places the organism in Eukaryota, Metazoa, Platyhelminthes, Monogenea, Polystomatidea, Polystomatidae.
AUCGUUCCUAUCUAAGACUAACAGAGCAAGAAUUCGAGUCCCUGCCACUAGAUACGCUUCUUUCGUUCCUUCUUGUUUGCAUUGGAGUCAUUGGUAUAGCUGGAAAGUUUCAAGAAAUUGAAGCUACAGCAGAGCUUCGAGACAAGACUUGGGAUAUUAUCGGCAAUAGACCUUCUUUCUACACAUUCCAGCACCGUUCUUUAAAUGUUCACAACUUUAAAAUUCAUAUUUAUAUAUUCAUGGCUCGCCAAUCCGUCUCUAAUCUUUCGGAUGGUCACUCAGAUUCUGUCGCUGCCCUCUCUCUCUCAAAUCGCUACCUUGCCUCAGGUGGUGAUGAUGGCCUAGUUUGCCUUUGGUCUCCGGACCAGAGUUCUGCACCUAUUUCUUCUAUAUCUAUUUCUGAACCUUGUUGUGCUGUAAAGUUCGGUGUAGAUAAGCCAGAUUUAUUGUAUAGUGCUCAUAACCGCAAUCUAUACUCGUGGGAUAUACGUAAUUUUAGUACGCCUCUUGCGGAAUGGAUGGUGAAUGACGAUGAAAUUAAUUGUAUCGACGUAUUGGAUUGCGAGUCCCGUGUUGCCGUUGCUGAUGACACAGGGGCAGUUAAAAUUAUUGCUAUGGAUACAGGAAAUGUUGUUCGCAGUCUAAAAAAGCAUGAUAACAUCUGCUCAUCAGUAAAAUUCAGGCCUAAUAAAAGUUGGCAAAUCAUCACUGGAGGUCUGGAUUGCCGACUUAUUGUAUCAGAUUGGAAAGGUACUGGUCUUGCUGUUAUGAUAUUUGAAAUGGAUGAGCUCAUUGAUGCGAAUCUCUAUCAUGAUAUGACUGCGACAUUAAAUGAGCAGGUCUCGCUGCAACAUCAUCCCUCUGAUGUUUCUCAUACUGAUUCCGAAGGUCAAGAUAGUGAAAGCGAUGAUAUAGAAAGCUUGGAAGAACUUGAUACAAUAGGUCUCCAUGAGAGAAACCAGGCUUUUUCCAUUGCAGUCACUACUCCUGAGGAAGGAUUUACUGUUAAUACAAGCAAUAUGUCUCAGGACUCCCCCGACAAUAUAUCACAAGUUACUGCUACUCGUUACACUAAUCCUUAUGGUUCAUCGCAACAUGACGACUCGAUUCAACGGACAGAUAAUGCCCAUUCGACUAGCGAAACCGAAGUGUCUCCACGUGGCUUUCGUGUGGCAUCAAAUGUUGAUUCUAACCAGUCCGAGCGCCCAGUUGCCAAUGCUUGGAGUGUUGGUGUCCCGGUAAAUCCGCCAAUGAUUCACGCCAUUGCUACCACUUCCUCUGGUAGUCUUGUUGCAGCUGGUCUUGAAAGUAGUACGAUUGAACUAUUCACGGGAGAAAGCAAACGACUAGCCCACAGCGAGUCUCUGUAUGGACACACUAGAGGUGUAUCUGCUCUAUUAUGUAUACAGGUGAGCUUACUAGUCAUUUUUAUAGAUGUUUUAAAUUACUAUCAUGUUUGCUUAAAGUUUGCCAGUACGUGUAUUUUGUUUCGUACUCCCUAUACUUGA